This is a messenger RNA of Astrephomene gubernaculifera, 2985 nucleotides long. NCBI's taxonomy places the organism in Eukaryota, Viridiplantae, Chlorophyta, Chlorophyceae, Chlamydomonadales, Astrephomenaceae. The record is from the annotation of a GenBank genome assembly.
UUGACGUGCAAGCGACAAGGGCCACACAUCUCUGCCUGGCCGUUGGCGCUGGGUGGCGCCGUGUCGCCUGUAUGGCGGCAACCAAGAAUAACAUAAUAUGGUUCCGCAAAGGGCUGCGGCUGCAUGAUAAUCCUGCGCUUUUAGAGGCAUGCAAGGAUGCUGCGCACGUCUACCCCAUCUUCAUUCUUGAUCCAUUCUUUCUCCAGCAAUCGUCGUACAAGGUGAGCGUUAACCGCUACAACUUCCUGCUGGAGUCGCUCAAGGACCUGGAUGCCAGCUUCCGGUCCCGUGGGUCGCGGCUGCUGGUGCUCCGUGGCAAACCCGAGGAGGUGCUGCCCCGGGUGUUCCAGGAGUGGGGGGUGCACAAGCUGUGUUUCGAGAUGGACACGGAGCCGUACGCCCGGACGCGGGAUGCGCGAGUACGGCAGCUGGCGGAGGAGGCGGGCGUGGAGGUGCAUGCGGCAGUUAGCCACACGCUCUAUGACACGGACAUGCUGGUCGCCCGCAACGGCGGCUCUCCGCCCCUCACCAUGCAGGCCUUCUGCCGCCUGGUGGAGCGGGUGGGGGAGCCGCUGCCCCCGGCACCCGACCCGCCCGCGCAGCUGCCGCCCCUGCCGCCCCUGCCACCGCCUGCCACCACCUCCGGUGAGGAGGGGGAGGAACAGGGGCGGCAGCGGCCCAGCGCCGACCCCGCUGUCACCGGGGUGCCCACCUGGCAAGAGGUGGGCUUCAAAGAGGCGCCCGUCACCAUAUUCAGGGGCGGCGAGACGGAGGCGCUACGCCGACUGGACGCCUCCUUCUCCGAUCCCUCCUGGGUCGCCUCCUUCCAGAAGCCCGACACUGACCCCGCUGCCUUCGAGCGCCCCGCCACCACCGUCCUCUCGCCCUACCUCAAGUUCGGCUGCCUGUCGCCCCGCCUCUUCCACGCGCGGCUGCUGGCCGUGUACCGGGCGCACCCGCGGCACUCGCAGCCGCCCGUGUCGCUGAGGGCGCAGCUGCUGUGGAGGGAGUUCUUCUACACGGUGGGCGCCCACACGCCCAACUUCCACCGCAUGUCCGGCAACCCGCUGUGCAAGCAGGUGCCCUGGCAGGACGACCCGGAGCUGCUGGCGGCGUGGAGGGAGGCGCGCACGGGCUACCCCUGGAUCGACGCCAUCAUGACCCAGCUGCGGCAGUGGGGCUGGGUCCACCACCUGGCGCGGCACAGCGUGGCCUGCUUCCUGACACGGGGCGACCUAUGGGUCAGCUGGGAGCGGGGCAUGGAGGUGUUUGAGGAGCACCUCAUUGACCAGGACCACUACCUGAACGCCGGCAACUGGAUGUGGCUGAGCGCCAGCGCCUUCUUCAACGCCUACUUCCGCGUCUACAGCCCCGUCAGCUUCGGCAAGAAGUACGACCCGGAGGGGAAGUACAUCCGCAAGUUCCUGCCGGUGCUCAAGGACAUGCCCUCCCGCUACAUCUACGAGCCCUGGACCGCCCCCCUGGCGGUGCAGCGCGCCGCGGGCUGCCUGGUGGGCCGCGACUACCCGGCGCCCGUCGUGCAGCACGCGGAGGUGUCCAAGAGGAACAUCGCGCGCAUGGCGGAGGCGUACCGGGCCAACAAGUCCUCGGAUGCAGAUCCUGAUGAAGCAACACCUGCAGCGGCGUCUUCUGCUGCUGUUACCGGUAGAGGGAGAAAGUCCGGCACGAGCGCCGCCGCCACCACCUCGGCAGCAGCAGCAGCAGGUGCAGCAGUCUCCGCUCCCUCCGCCACCACCUCCUCCAGGCGCCAGGGACAGAGCAGGAGCAGUCGUCAAGCGUCAGCGCAGGCGGAGCCGGAGGCCGCCGGGACGUCUGCUGUUGGGCAGACCCGUGGGUCAGCUGGCGGCAGGAAGCGGCAACGGACCAUUGCGGAGGCUCUGGGGGCAACAACAGCAGGCAAGGCGGCUAGAGGCGCUGGGGAGUAGCAGUGAUGAGCUGCGGGCUGGAAUCACAACGGCCGUGCACGGCAGGCGAUGGCUCUAGCUUGCACCAGAUACGGUUGCUGUCAGCGAACCUGCCCUUCAUUCGCAUGUGGACGGCAUGGAGGAAGCGCAUGUGAUGCCGCUGCAUACCACAAGGUGCGGCCCUCACGAGGGAGGAGGGUCACUCGAGUUGGACUAGGUUGCGCCGGUGUGCGGGCGUGGUGGUGGGUUUCUGUAACAGGAAUUCCCCAAGCAUGGUAGGUAGGAUGUCUACGCCAAACGCCAGCGCGUUCGUACAAACGUGGCCUGUGCGGUGCGGGGUAUAUUGCACGCAGCGAUGACGUUUGCGUCGUGAUGUUAACUAGAUGCUAGUGCUACCCAAACUGGCUUUUGUCUUCAUGGACAUUGCUUGCGGGCACAACCGCUCUAUCAGCGAAUACCGGUAGGAUACACAGCCCGCUCAGCACUGUUUGCAUGGACUCCUGCCUGUACACUAUAGCUUCAGGUAAAGCACAGCCGCUAGGGUGUUCGUGCAUGCCAGCGCUACGCCCACCGUUCCCCUUAUUGACGUGACACUGGAGGUGUCGGAACAGGCAGCAGUGUACCAUACCAGGCGCACGCCAACCUGGCAACCUAACGCCAGUAACACGCCAGGGCGAAUGCACGGGGUACGGCACUUGCACCUUUCCAUGACUUCCUGACAAAAGCAAACUGCGCAGAUUUAGAAAACAAAGAUAGCGUAAAACAGGUACAGAAGUCACAGCAGCAAAAGCGGUCAACCAUGAUAACCCCCAUGUACGCACGUACAAAAAGAGUGCCUGUACGGCGUGCCCCCUGCUGGACACGAGGGAUGCGAUGCAGGUGCUGCAGGAUGUUGGCUGGGAACUUUAGAGGCUCCACUGACCUCUCCUUACAUUCGGGUGAAGAUAACAAUGCAUACCGUACUGGCUGACAGCUUCGUGGUGAGGCAGGGCGAGCAACGAGACAGGGUUGCGUCUUGCGUGAUGGAGCGCGUGGGCAGGGACUGCGGCAGUGCUGAAGG